AUGUCAAGCAGCGAACAGAAACCAUUACCGGUGCCCAGUCUGGAGAAGGCCCCAGAGAAGUACGACGACGAGGCGGAAGAACCGACGGGACCGGCCAACAUCGCCGAAACGCUCGAAAAGCUCCGUGAGGGUCCAUUGGUGCGAGAGCAGAAUCUGAAACAGAUGCGGGAUUGGAUCGCAAAGCAUCCACACAUUCGACGAUGCCGUACGGACGCCCGGUUCCUGUUGCGAUUCCUGCGUGCCAAGAAGUACUCCUUCCUAGUGGCCUCACAGACACUCGAGCGUUAUCUUGCCGCCCGCAUCAUCCAUCCUGGCUGGUUCCAACGGCUCGACAUACGUGAUCCCGAGCUGAGCCACCUGGCGGACAUUGGGUUCGUGUAUCCACUGCUGGAACACACCGCGGACGGCUGUACGGUGACGAUCACGGAUUUUGGACUACUGGAUCCAAAGCGCUAUACGAUCGAACAUAGCAACCGGAUGCACAUCCUGCUGGUGGAGGCGUACGGUGAGGAUCCGCUCGUCCAGUGUGCCGGUGGGAUCAUGAUCUUUGACAUGCAGCACGUGACGCUCGCCCAUCAGAGUAUCAUUUCGCUCAGUGCGCUCAAACAGGUGGCCAAGUUCAUCAACAACGGGCUACCGUUGCGGUGUCAGGGUGUGUACGCCGUCAACGUACCAGCCGGUGCGAUGUGGAUUGUGAACGGACUCGUUAGCCUACUGCACGAGAAAAUUCGAAAACGUGUCGCGGUAUUUCGCGAUUUCGACGAAUUCACCAAAGAGCGCUUCGAUCGGCAGUUGCUGCCGAAAGAGUACGGUGGCAAGGUACCGAAAAGUGAGCACAUGAAGGCAUUCCGGGAGCGAGCCGAGCUUUACCGGGACCGACUGUUGACACUGGAUGAGAUGGACAUCGAUCUGGAUCACAACGAGGCCUACUCGAGGCAGGCUUUGCUCGAUGACAUCGAAGGUGGUGCCGUUGGCAGCUUCCGGAAACUAGAGCUGGAUUAG
Molecule: messenger RNA, 1002 nt
Organism: Anopheles aquasalis
Lineage: Eukaryota; Metazoa; Arthropoda; Insecta; Diptera; Culicidae
Product: clavesin-2-like
Cellular component (GO): membrane
Molecular function (GO): phosphatidylinositol bisphosphate binding
Source: RefSeq, a predicted model, not a curated record